Messenger RNA from Pocillopora meandrina, 14141 nucleotides. Lineage: Eukaryota; Metazoa; Cnidaria; Anthozoa; Scleractinia; Pocilloporidae. The record is from the annotation of a GenBank genome assembly.
UGCUUAUAUCAGAGCGACUGUCAAUCCAACUACGUUUGCUGCAGCCAUCAGUGUAUUUACGUCUCUUCUUGCGUCGGAAGGAAUUGCUCUUCUCAGUCAGACUGUGCGAGCGAGGAAGUGUGUUGCGGCAGUGAUUGCACAUAUGGCAGUGACUGCAAUGGGUCCCCUUGUAAUGCCGACAGCGAUUGUGGUCAGUUUAAUCUUAACUGUUGUGAUGGCACUUGUCAAUAUAACGACUGCAUUGACGCCGCGGUUUUCUUUGGUUCAAUAUUUGGAUCACUUGUCGUGCUUUUCAUGUUCCUUAUGUGUAUUUCCUUUGCUUUUCGUCGUCGAAGAGCACUUGAUCGUGGCAGGAUAGUCGUCGGCCAAAGAGUGACAACGACUACUACAGUAAGAUCUGCAAUGCAGAGUAGCUCACUCUACCCCGAACAGAAUCCACCCACCUACCAACAAGGCUACCCAAACUACCCCCCUCCACAGUAUGAGCAGCAUCAGACAAACAGGCCUCAGCCCUACAACCCUGAACCAAGCAUAGCAAGUGAACAACCUCCCCCUUAUAGUGGAGGACCACAGGGCACUUCAGGGGGAGUUUACACUCGUAAACCUUCUUAUGGUUCUGUGCAAUAACUACCACCCGUGUAGUGACAUGAAUAGUUGUUUCUGGUGUAGGAAUAGAUGAAAUGGUAUUCAAGGUUCUAGAACCCCCAAAAGGACCUCUUGUUGCAGCGUUUAGAUCACCCCUGAUGAAGGCACUAGACAGGAGUGUCGAAACGUUGGGUUUAUGAAUUGUAACUUCUUCGGUUACAUUCAUUAAAUCUGCAAACCAGAGUAGCAUCAAACUAUGUCUGAUUGUCCACCUGGUUGCCGUGUGAACUUUAAUAUAUUUUUAGUUAGUACCAGCUUUCAUACAAAAACCCUUCUCUCUAAACUGUGGGGUCUAGUGUAGAUCAUGCUAGUAUUCCAUUUGUAGUGCUUCAAGUCCACGGAGGUCGUCCAUUUCUUAGUCAGGCCGGCCACUGAAGUGACAUGCGUUACUGAGAAGGGAUGGCGCAAACGCCGAAGGAAACGCAGUGAUGGUCGUCAGUGACCGAGAAAUAAUUCACGAUAAAUAGUUGAAUAAACCCAGGUGAAUCUCUGGCAUACGUUUCUUAGUUGUAUGAAUCAGUUUUCCAGAAUCUAUGAAAAUUUUUCUUGUUUUUUGCUCAGAAACAAUGUUUUAGAUUUCAUUCAUCAGGGUACUGACAUAUUCACAGACAAAAAUAUGGCUAGAGAUAGAGCACUUUGUGUUUUUUAAGGUAUUAUUCUAUAAAUAAACAUGGUCACAAACUAUUCUGUUUGUAAGGUGAACUGAGCGGAUAACAUUGCUUAAUGUGCGUAAGCUGCCUACGAAGCGACGCAGAUGAGACACGUGCAGUAUAGCACAACUCUCAAAGAUCAAUCAGUUUACCUUGAUCUUGCAACGCUUGUUGGUCAAAAGUGAGGCCCGAGUCGCAAACUGAAAGUACAGCGCUGAUUACAACCAGAUGAACACAUCUAGAGAAGAGUGAACGGACGACAACUUUUGUGGCAGUACUAUUUAUCGCGAAUGCGAAAAACAAAUUUCCAAAAUAGCUUCCGCCUAAACUGUAAUGAGGUGUUCUUUCUUUUUCAACCAAUUUUUCUCACGUGGUACGGGGGAAGGGGGAUUCACGAAAGUGAUGCACAGAGUCGUAUGAUGGCACUGCAAAAUUAUAUGCGAUGACGUCAAAGUCCAAAAUCCGCUUGGAGUGACGUCAGAGUCUUACAAGAAUCCCCUAGGAAUUGUGGGACAUCUGGUGUUGACACUCCACAAAGUGAAAAGGAAGCAAGAAGAGAUCGUGUUAACGGGAAAAUACGGUAUUUUCGAGAGAUGAUCAGAUCUUCUUUCGUGGUUUUUGUCCUUGUUAGCCAUUACUUUGUUACAGUGACUCUUGCUUGGUGCUCAUCUGGGGGAUCUGGAUGCUCUUUCAACCAAGUUUGCUGUAAUCAUGAGUGUCAAUUCGGCUCUUCUUGUGUUGGAUUGAGUUGCACUUCUCAGUACGACUGUGAUAGCACGGAAAGUUGUUGCAACGGAGUUUGUCAAUAUGAUUGCUUUGAUUGGAACCCUAUAAUUUGGUUAACAUCUGGAUUUCUAGCUGUGAUCUUCAUCAUUACUAUGUGCAUUUUCUGCGCUUGUCGCCGUCGAAGAACAAUUCAUCGUGGCAGAAUUAUUGUUGGGCAGAGAGUAACAACGACAACUACGAUAAGAUCUGCACCAGCGAGCACCCAACCUUACCCCACACAGGCACAACCUUACCAACAAGGCCACCCAUACUAUCCCCCUCCACAGUAUGAGCAGCAUCAGACAAACAGACCUCCACCCUACAACCCUGGACCAAGCACAGCGAGUGAGCAACCUCCCCCUUAUACAGAAGGACCACAGGGAGGAGCAGGGAGAAUUUACACUCCCAAACCUUCAUAUGGUGCAGUAGCAUCAGCACCACCUAUGUAAGGCAAUGAAUUGGUUUACCUCAACCUGGUUAUAUAACUCUAAAAACUUUUAAAUAUCUUUAAGAACAUAAACCCUUGGAUUAUCUGAAACUAUUUUGAUAGAAUUUUUUAUGCAACUGAUGAAAAGGAAAAGGUAAAAUGGUGUGGCUUCUGUUACUUUACCUCAGCCAAGCUUUUACAGAAAAACCUGAUCAUUUUGUAGUCAAUAUGUGACUAAGCCAUUGGAACAACAGGUGAAAAGUGAGGUAGUGUGGGAAAUUUAUUAAUGUUGUUUGAAACUAAGAGUAGGGUUCAAAGUUCAUGUGAAGUCCACUGUUUAGAGCUCAAAUGUACACUUUGAAUUUGAAUUUGGCUCAGGAUUUGAAGUUUGAAUUAUGAAUUAUCAAAGAAAAAUGAAGUUUUGCAAGGAAUUGUGCAAGUGAAAACUAAUUUUUUUCUUGUCAGUCUUGUUUGCUAGUAGCACCAUGGUCAAAAUUCAACCUAAAAACUGAAUUUAGGAUGGUAGUAUAUGAAAGAAGUAAAAGCAUUUUUCUUGUUUUAAUUGACUUCAGCUACUUGAAUCCUUUGUGUUAAAAUUGCAUAUUUAAAUAUUUUAUGUAUAGAGAUUGAAUUGAACAUUUAACUUGGUCCAUUCUAGCUGGCUAAUGAGUUAGUGUACUUGUUUAGUGGAAUUGUUGUUUGAAAAAGCUAGAACUUUAAACUUGAAAAUCAAUUUGUUAUAACUGUGGGCUAAGGCUAGUGAACCUCCUCAUUCUAUAAUUGGUGGCUGUAAUUUCAUAGGAUUUUAAAUGAAAGAACUGUUAAUAUUACAGCCAGUCUGCCCCAGGUUCUCAAUCAGUGAAGAAAAGCAAAAGAGUGGGUUGGGCAAAAACAGCAUUCAGUAGAUAGAAAGGAGUGCAAGCCAUUUUCCUUACAUAUAUAGCUGUUACUUCCACUGGCAUGAAACUUUUGCACACUUCUUCACUUUUUUUCUCUCUUUGAGAACUUGGCACAGGUUUGUAACAAACUGGCCCUAAUACAAACUGAAAUAUAAUUAAAUUACAAAAUCAAUUAUUCAAACUUGUAGCAAAUAGUAGGGCUCCAAGCAUUCAAAUUGUCAAUUUUUCAAGGACUCACUCCCAAUCUGUUUGAUGGGUUUGCUACUUCAAUUUGUAACACUGAUAGUUUCUGGCUCAUGUAGCUGAAAGUAUACUCUAGCUGAUAGGUGACUUUUAGAAGGGUAAUUGGUUGUCUGCCAAUUAUGAGAAAGGAGUAGGCAGAGAUAUUGAAUUAAUUUUGUUUAUAGUAGUAUCAAUCUUUUUUGGGUGGCUCUUUCUGUUGGAACUUUUUAGCCUUACCUUUCCACUCUAUAAAUUUAACCCUCUAAUUCUCAGAAGUGAUUAACAUGUAACUUCUGCCUAUAAUUUCCAAACAUUUUCCAGCAAAACAGGUAAUGAGAAUACUCAAACUUACCAAGGAGAAGUUUUUACCCUGAUCAAACACCAAAUUCUUGUAACUCAUUUACAGGGAAAUGCAAAUGCAAAACCAAUAUCCACAUGUAAUAAACAGUCCAAAGCUAAAGCAGUUGAAUGCAUGGAGGUCUAAUUCAGUACCAAAUGUUUAUAAAAAUCUGAAUCACAGGGUAAAUCGUUUUAAGUCUAAUCUUUCUGGGGAUAUAGAAACAAACCCUGGUCCGGUUAUUAAUUCUACUGAAACAAUUCAAGCUCCUUACAGUUGAGACAAUAUGGCAAUGUUUGGGUUAAAUCCUGGUACACAGUGUGUAGCCAUGUCACUUGCUUUCCCUCAUAUAUAACAAGAGGAAUGGUAUUAUAUCCUCAGUGGACUUGGUUAAUAUCAUGAACAUCGAUGAUGAAUUGUAUUCUGGUCUAUCUAGUCUAUCCAAGCAAUCCUAUUAACCCUUAAUGCCGCAACAUCAGUAUCCAUAUUCUCCAUUCUCUUCUUUAUAUGUUUCCUUUAGUACUGACAUGGAGAAUUGGUUUUACAAUCAUAGCUUCUUUGGUGGAGAUCAUUUCCUCUAUUCUUAUGAUCUCAACAAAUGAUUUAGCCAUAUUACUGUACAGAGAAAUUAGAUGCUGGUCACUCUCAGGGUUUAAAGGGCUAACUGUUGACAGAAGUACCUGAAAUGAUAAUCAUGUUUAAUAUUAAUUAUCAGCUUCAAUAUAGUCCAAGCUAUACUGGUACUUUACAUGGUACUUGUGAAGUACAAGAUUUCAAUUAUUGUGUGUCAUUUGCUAAUGCUAUGCAGGCUUUGCUGGGACAAAAUUAUAAUUCCUUUCUUUUAACAAUCCUUAGUACUACAGUAGGUUUUUACAGUAAUGUGAUGGUAAGUUUAAGAUAUUUGAUUCUCAUGUUAGAGAUUCAUAUGGUAUGUGCCAUCCUUAAGGAACUUGUGUGCUGUUAGAAGUUAACACCUUAAAUGAGUUGAUAAACUAUUUUGAAGGUCUUUAUCAAAAUCCAAAUGUUUCAUUUGAACUCAAAGGUGUACAUAUUAAUGAAAAACAAUGUGAUAUGACAGAUAAUUCUGAUCAACAGUUGUCAGCUGUCCCCCUCAAAGCAAAUCAUGCAGAUGCUGAAAUUACAACCAUUCAUAUUCCCUUGUUAUGCUGUUGUGCCACAUCUUUUUAUAGCAUUUGUUUUUCCAUUAUUAAAUAUUGCCGGGGUAUUGGAAUUCACAGACUCUAGAUAGAAUCACUGACCAUGCAAACAAGUUUUACGAAGAAAAACUCAAUGGCAAUAACAAUCCAUUCACUAUCAACAAUUUCCCAAGGACACUUCAAAUAUAUGAUAUAGAUAUAAAUAUUGCCUUCAAUUUGGAGAAACAAGGAAUACUAUGAUUUACAUCUCUUGGUAGCAAAUUAUUGCUUCAGAAGUUAAUCACAGACAAUACUAAGGAUAAUACUGGGUUUUUAAUGUGGAUUUCAAAUUAUUGCUUCAGCUGUAUUUUUCAGCACAACAAUAUGAAAAGAAAAGCAAAAAGUGUUAAGUACUAUAUUAUAAGAUUCACUCCUAAUGGCACAGCUUUUCAAAGUAAGAUUAGGGAAGGUGCAUAUUAUAUUUGCUCUGUUUGUAACAGAAUACUACACUGAAAAGCUGCUAUCCAGUUAAAAAGACAAAUGUACAACACUCAGCAAGAAUUAUUUACUAAGUUGUAUACCCAUGAUUACUUCCUGUCUUGGAAAUUGACCAAUCACCUAUCGCCUGAUGACAACUUUUUUGGAAGUAGAUGUACGCCCUUGGCCAGCCUUGAGCUCACUAUUUCAGUAUACUAGUACGACAUCCGUAGUAUCACUACACUUGAUCCCAAGGAUCCAGUACUAUCCAAAUUUCUAGUCUACUCUGCUCAUAGGUUCUACUUUAUCUAAUCAUUGGUCUUCCCUGUGGUACAACUAAGUCUUUGUUUAGCAUCGUUUAGCGUUAGAUUCACCAGACGCACGCACAUUAGUAUGACAAAGGACUUUCUAAGAGCCACGAUAUGCCAGAGCGCCUUCUUAUUUAAUAGUGUCUGAAACUUCUAGUGCGUUUACCGGUACUUACCUGCAACCACUUUCACUUCUUAGUUAAAAUGUGCUUUUUCGUUUUGUGUUAGCAUGUCCCGUAAUGCUUUAUCAACGAAAGGGCGAUCAAAUUCGUCAAUUCUACUAAGUGUCUAAAUUCAAUUACGAAAUAACGAAUAAGAAUCUUCUUGAAGUUUGUCCUCUGGGGUAAAUGUCAUCGAGAGGUUGUUGUGGAAUGAACAGGAAGCCUUGUGGUUAUUUGGUCCGUCAGUUCUGCGUAAACCCAACUCGAUUCGAUGUUUCUCUGGUCCUUAUAAAAGUACAGUUUUUUACUUUGAAACUCUAAGAAUUUUAUCAAACGACGUGUCGCGGACGGAUGAAGUCAAUGCCUGAAAUCAACGAUCCCAGUUUUUCUCAGUAUUCAGCUUCUCAAUUUAUUUAUCAAACUUCAGUGGUUUGAUGUCGCGUGUGAUUUUCACGCGGCUGUUUUUUUAGAAGAAUGACAAUAAAAUAAAAUGACAAUUGAGAUUUCGUAUCAUAGUCAAGGCAGCUGCUGAUAAAUAUGAGAACUUACGCGCAUACACUCUUCAUUUCACAGUGCAUGUGAACUGUUUUAAACCUGGUAUGGUGACCGCUAAGAAGCGACUGCUUGUUCAGGUUUGGCACUGUUUGACUCGCAUCAAUCUCUUGGAGAGACUGUUCAAAGUGUUUCAAACUUGACGCAACGAGCUUGAUAUCUGUGACACACAUAAGAGGGAAGGACAACUGAUUCACUUUGUUUGCCGUACUUGGCUUAUCGAGUAAAAUCGUUUGUUUUGCCAAAAGUUCACUAAUUAUGUCAUAAUUGGUAUGAUUGGUACCCAUCACUUGGUGAUUUUACAGAUCUACUAAAUUAUACCGAAUUUUGAGUGAAGCACAGAGAUUCUUUUAAAUCUCAAUUUUCCGAGUUAGUCGAAUCAUUCAGUGUAAGAAAAUCAAGAUUGUUCGCCUCAUUCUUUAUUCAGUCUGUCUGUCUCUCUUUUAUUGGGGACUAACAAUUUAUAGCUUUAAUGAAGCAUUCAGUAGUUAGCAGGAAGCUUGUCAUAUACAAAAAAAAAUCAUUUACCGGAGUUUCAUCGCAUAAAUACAAGCAUCUAGGAUAAGAAUGGCAUUUGCGUGACAUUCGUUGAAAAACAUCAGGAAGUCUCGAGCAACGAUGGAAUCUUCCCGAAAGAGUGAGUCAUCAAAUUGCUAUCACUCUCAGGUCUUGAGAGGGCUGUAUCAUUUUUUUCAGCCAAUCAGUUAACUUGAGAAUGGGCCUGUAUUGGUUAAGAUAUCGAAUUCUUUCGCAUCACAUACCCACUUGUUUGCUUGGAGUUUGCAAUCGUGGUUCCACCGAGAAAAGGGUGUAGACAUCAUAAGGAUAAAGAUGUCUUGUCCUAAAGAUCCAAUACCACUUUUUAUCUUUAAAGGUGAAAAUCCUGUUACGGCAACGGAUAAAAUCAUGACUUGGUUUGACGAGUCCAGUGAAAGAGAAGACGAUCGCGCUGGUGAUGAAAUACGAAACCAUGAGCUUUGAUAUUUUGGAGUUACUAGGUGAAUAGUGGACAAGAUGGAGGGUGUUAAAGGCCUGAAUAUAAUCGUUUAACUGUGCUAAUGCAUUGUUGUUAUAGCGGACAUUCACAUUGAGAUUUUUAAGUGACAGCUGUUGCACCAAAAAUCCUCUGACCAAUAUUUAUCUAACAAUUGCUUAUAUUUUUUAUGACGAGCUGUAGUAGUAUGAUAUAAAACGUACAGUUCCUGCCCAGUCUACUAAGCUGUGAGAAUCAUAAGGCAAAUUUUCUCAGGGUAAUUAUAGGGUUUCUUACUUAACGAGCUUUUUUCUCCUUUAUCACCACCCAUCCUCCACUCAAAUUCGAGCGGCUAUGGGGCGAUUGAUACUUAAAUUUCUAAAUGUUCCACCGCCUUAUCAAGAGGGCUCUUAGCCCGAAAACCGAUGGCAAGGAUGGUCGGAUGCUUUAAUAAAAUGAGUAUGUCAUGUUUAGUUUUUUUUCUCUGGUUCUGGUUUCAUUACUUUAUUUUUCAAACUUGCUUGACCUAGUUUUCCAAAUCGAACCACACGUUAAAAAAAAUACAUGAAAAUUAAAUAAAUUAAUAGCUAAAAAAUUCAGUUAAGGAUGAAAUUGAUUCUCAUCAGAAGUAGAUUGACCUAUUUGACCCGCUGUGUUACUCCAGCAUAAUGAUCACAACAAUCCAAUUUUACUCUGUAAUCCGCAUUGUUAAUUAAAUUCUCUGUCCCGAAGCAAAAGAGGAUGUAAAGGCUCAGAAGUCGAGCUGUCAGGUUAAUACCGGGUAGGCCGUAAUUAGGCGAUUAUCUGUAGUUUUUGCCACGGCAAUUACGCCAUAACAAGGUUUGCCAUUACGACCGUGUAUACCUGUUUGGUAUGGAAAUUUCUUUUUAUAAACCCUUUUAUAGUUAUCACUUCUAUGUGUAAGUAUUUGAUCAGGGUGUGUAAUUGUUUGGGUUACCAAGUUAGACACUUCUAUGACAUCUCGCGACAGGAAAUAACUCUUCCCAAAUUUUACAGGAUGUAUGUGGCGGAUAAUAACGUGCUCCAUCUUCCUCGCCCCAAUUUAAUGGGAAAGGUUGAGAAGUAUAUAUAUACCUCGCCUGAACCUCGUUUCUCCUUAUGGUAAAACGCAGUCUUCGCCUAAGCUGGGGUGCGCUAAACGCACGCGCAUUAUAUGGUCACAUAGAUUUUUGGGGCCACGAUUCUGUUGGUCAGCGCCAUAUUCUAUUGAGUUUCAAUCGAGCAAACAGCAAGCAAGUUUAUUGACCUGCUGCAGCAUGGCAACUUCUUGGAUGAAAUACGUUUUUGAACGUUUCUUUCACUCUUUAUUUCAAACCUUAUUACCAGUAAAGGCAGACUGAUUCGUCAAUUCCAUGAAGUUUAAGUCAUGACCCGAGGCUACUUAUUUAUCUUGAAGUCUUCCGCGAUAAAUUUCGUGGGCGAACCGUUGUCAAGAUGAAAUGGAAUGGUUUCUUCUACUGAAAAUGCCCUUUUAGGGCGUGAGAAUGCAUUUGUCGCUGUUGUAGUAUAAUGCAUUUCCACAAGUUAGUAACAUUCUAUCACAGCAAUUUCCGAUGCAAAAUUUUUAAUAAUUAACUCGCACCAGCUACUCGGAGAAGCCUUUGCUUGAUGCUACAGAUGUAUAUAAACUUUGUCGGACACAAGAGAAUGGAAGGAAUAUUCACUUCCGGGUACCGUGCGCGGCUAAGAAUGGCAACGAUCUGCUCUGCCCUGGCUAAGACCCCUUAGUUGUACACACAAAGGGAAGUUAUCGAUUAUAAACUAUGCUUACUGUUAUGACACCGUUUUAAAGUGAGAGAUUGUGCUUAAAUAUCGUAGUUCGACGUGUUCGUCAGAUACGAAUGCUGUUGUCGAGGUAAUUACAUGGCGUAGUAAUUUCUCUCCUUUCCCAAGUUAACAACGUAUGACUUAAGGCAAGUUUCUUUGACUUAUUGCUCUCCAACUAUUUCUACGGUUUGAUGUUUUAAGGGUCGGAUGAAUAUCGGUGGAUAAAUAAAUAAAUAUCGAUCGUUCUUCACUUUUAUCUGUUUACCUCUUUUAUUUAAUGCUUAACACAAUAUACAAUGAAGUACCAAAUGAUCACUAAUGCACCCGCUGACCGCUCCUACUGGUUACGGAAGCUUUGUAACGUGUGAUUAAGAGGUCUUUUCCCGCCGUUUUGAUAAGAUGGAAAGAAGAUGCGAUAUUUUAGGCCGCUUUACUUGAAUCAAGUUUGAAGUAUUUUGCAAGCUCCACGUUUGCUCCGUCUGUCACAGUAUUAUAGCAACUGGUUGAGUGAUCAAAACAACUUCCAUCUCGUCAUCAACGCUAACUUAUAAACCUGGGCCGGGUUGUUCAAAGCUGGGUUAAGAUAACCCAGGGUUAGUGUGAAAUCCGAUUUCAGAUCUAAAAGCUUUACAAGAAAAUUCAGUCGAAUUCUUUUUGUUUAGAGUAUGACUACUUGAUGCUUUAAAAAGGACACUGAAAAUUUUCCCAAAAAGGCUUUUGAGUAAAGGAAUAAAGAAACGCAGAUUAAAAUUUAACCCUGGGUUAGCGCUAAUCGGCCUUCGAACAACUGGGCCCUGAGAGGAAUUAGUUUGUGGAAUUAACUGGAAGUUUCAGGUUUGUCGCAAGACUGGAAUAUUGGCAAAUUUUGUGCUUAUGGAGGAACAAAAUGUGUUUACCUCUAAAUCUGGGAAAGAAAGCCUAGGAAAGAAAACUCUCUCCCACGAGAGUAGUUUAAUUUUGUCGUUAGCGAUAACAUAAAUCUUGGUUUUUACUUAUACUAAGUGAAGUGCAAUUUGAACGAUGGCGGAGUAUGAUUUAUUUAUUAUAUGUUCCAUACUUGAUUCAGAAUUCUACGUUAAGUACGAGCUCCGUACGGCACGAGCACGUUCCUACAGAGUUUCAAAUAAUUUUUGAUUAAAAUCUGUCAUUCGACGUUGCUUCUGUUAUCGUGAUUUGCUUUUAGUCUCUCUAGAUCCGCCUUUGCAAUUAGUUCUUCCAACAGGUGUUGCAAGGAUUUACAUGGUGCUUCUCUCGACAAGUCUCUUCUCUGAGUGGUAAGAAUGUAUUUGUCAUAUUUAUGUACGGUCAUUUUCCACGCUUUAUCUUUCAAUACAGCCAUUGGGCUGAAUAAAAAAAGCUACAAGUGUGAUAUGAAAGCUUUCACUCAUAUGAGGUUGAGAUUUAAACCAGAAAUGGUGACACGCGAAAAGCAACUUUUCUUCAGUUUGGAUGAUCAACUCACUAUUACGCAUGCACACACGUUUGACCGCUGUGUUGAAGGCUCUCAUAGGCGUUGCUUUAAUUAAACUGGCAGCGAAGCCUUAACGAAACGGGGAAGGCACCUUUUCAAUUUCCCCCAAUUCCUGGCUAUGUGACACAAUUAUCGUUUUCAGUAAUAGAGAUAUACCAUACAACAACAACACGAACUUUGUAUUUUGUGAUGAUCCUUAAAUCUUUAUGGUGGUACUCGUAGUUAUUUUCGUAAACUUAACGUGUCUAACUUGUUUACAAAUUAAAAAGAGGUACGACGUAAAUUGGCACAACCUAUAUUCUGUGUUCAACCGCAAACAUUGAUCUUUGGGCCAAGUUUUUUCUCCAGUUGGUUUUUGACCUUGUUAUAUUUAUGAAUUAUUUCCAGUUUGUGUUUCAACUCGCUUGAUAGCAGCGUGAAUCUCAUGUUCAAUAAAUAGAUGUUGGCAGCUGAUAGCUUUCCGAGCCUUGCCUUAAUUGAAAUUGAUGACUCACUUUUUUUUUUCUUUGUAAGAAUGAAAUAACACGGACCAAUCUGACCAGAUUCCCGUUUAUAAUUUUCGUUAAGAAUUGCUUAAAUUUUUCAUGAUGAGCUGUAGUAGUAUGAGAUAUAAAGCGUACAGUGCCUUCCCAGUGUACUGAGCUGUGAAAGUCAUAAGGCAAAUUUCCUCAGUACUGAAGGCAUACUACGAAAGUACAAAACUCAAUUAUUCAUUUUUCCAAAAACUUGACAUAAUUGAACAAAAAAUAUUUCGACUUGUCAUAACGCGGUAACCUCUACCUCAGUUUCACUCUCUCCUCUAUCUCGUUGCCCCAUCUCAGUUGGUUGACGGUUUCCUGAAAGAAAACUCAAAUUCUUAAAAACAUUGUUCCAAUCAAGCGAGGGCAUUCGCAGGCAGGAUAAGUAUUGGGUUUUCUUACUUAACGAGCUUUUUUCUCCUUUCUCACCAGCCAUCUUCCACUGAAAUUCGAGUGGCUAUGAAGCGAUUGAUACACAACUUUCCAAAUGUUCCACCGCCUUAUCAAGAGGGCUCUUAGCCCGAAAACCGAUUGCAAGGGUGGUCAGAUGCUCUUAUAUAAUGACUAUGGGUUGUUAAUGAUAGAUUGUUGACCAAUCAUAGCGUGCGUAGGAUCUCAGCUAGUCACUAACUUCAUAGCCCUGGUCGACGAGAUUUAAACCUGCCAUUCAGCGCACAAAAUUUGGAAAUAAAACUGAUAAGCGCAGUUCGAUAAUAACUAUGCACUCAUGUGCACGGUUCAUCAGAACCGAACCGACUCGUAUCUACAUGUAGCUUGUAAAUAUUAUGGAACGUUUAAUAUAAUGAAAAAAAAAACUGCAUCCCUAUGAAAUAUGUCCUGUUUUCAAUUGAACUGUAUGCAGAUUUCACAGAUAUUUGUACAAAUGAGCUUUACGAAAUACAUAAUGUCGUAAUUAGAUUUUAAAUCGUUGCACAUUUACAAUUCUGAUCCAGGAUAGUUAUACUAAUUACUAUUUGACCACUGCCCUAUCAUAAUUACACAAUUGCAAUAAAAUAGGUUUAUUGAAACUCCCUUAACGAUAUGGCUCAAUGCUUUUAAUUUUCUGACAGUCCUUACAAGUAUAGUUUGAUAUAAGUACAAAGGAAAUCACUUUCCCUCUCUUUAAAGCAAAUGUAAGUUUACCGCAGUGGUUUCCGUUCGGUACACAACUUCAAUCAUGAUAGAAAUAGUAGAGAUGGUAAGUUUUGAGCUCGGUGAAGAAUAAAAAAAGAUGUUUUUUCGUUUUGUCACGAGUGUGGAAUAAAGAAAAAAUUCUGAGUCCCCAUGAGAAAUCGAACCUCAGACCUUCGGAUUUGCGCUCCGAUGCUCUACCACUGAGCCACAAAGACACUUCGAUGAGCGAGGUCUAUUACGAAGUUCUUAUGACACGCGUCCUGCAUACUGCUAGGAUCAGCAAUGUCGAUAGCGUAAUGUUUUUUUGAUAGAAAUAGUAGAGAUGGUAAGUUUUGAGCUCCGUGAAGAAUUAAGAAAGAUGUUUUUUCGUCUUGUUUAAGAUAAAUUGUACGUUUGGUUCUGUCUCCAAAGUCUCAGGUGAGACAGGAGACCAUCUAAAUGUCGUUGAGAAAAAAUCAUGAAGGCGAGUCAGCCGAAGCAAAACGGUUAAGAAAUGUUUCCAGGAAAUGUUUCAUUGCAUUUUACUUUUUCUAGUCCGCGUUUUGUUAAUUCUCGUUUUACUAUUCCUGUCCAGCCCAGUCCAUUGUAGUGAAAUCCAGUCCAGUGUCAAAAUACAGUUUGCCCAGGCAGGCAGGCAUGGGCAAGGAGUUAAAUGAAUUUCCUCCUUUAUCACGGGUGGAAUUACGCUCUGACAUAACAUAAUACUAUUACACAAUUAUUGCGUUACAUAACAAACUAAAAUUACCCAGGAUUAAGUAUCAUCUCGAAUUUUGUUUAUGCAAUCUUUAGGGUUGUACAAUCUUUUAUAUGAUCAAGUAUAUCAUAGCUGAUCUGCUACACGAGUUGGUUUAAGAAAAGAUUUCGGCAGGGUCCUGUUAUUUAUGAUAGAGAAACUUACCAUAUUAUUCACUACGUGUGCGCUGUAUUUAAGAUCAUUGCAUAAUGUUUGGUCAUCAAAUAGGAACUCUUGACUUAGGAACUCAUGUGACCUUUCCGAAUGGGGGAUACGUGACAAACACACCACUUUCCACGCAACGCAACAGGAAUAUCAUUUCAUCAUACUCUGAAUACAACAAACACCGGUGAGCUAACUUGGACAUAAGUUUUCCUUUCAAUAUUAGUAAACAUGAGGGUACAAGUUGUUAUGCUGCAUAUAAUUUGGGUGAUAAUACUCGCUGUGUGUGUUCAGAAAACUGUGACAGUCCCUUUCGGAGGCUUUCGGAAAUCGCCGAACAGAACAAACAGCUGUACAUUGGACUCUGAAUGUUCCCAUGCACAAAUAUGCUGUACUGGUUCUUGUGUCGACACAAGAAAUUCCUGUCACUUCUCCACUCCUGAUGGUAUAAGCUUUGGUGUGGUACUUGGACUGUUCAUUUUGAUUUGCUUAAUCUUUGCCAUCGUCUGGUUGGUUCGCACCUAUAGGAGAAGGGCUCCUUACGACAGGUUGGGACAUCAAAACCCAUCCAAUGUCGCAGCUGCCGAAGUGAAUUUUGUUGAAGUCGAACAAAGGCCACCCCACCAAAGAGGGCUCCCGCCGUCCUACCACGAGAAAGAAGUAACACCCAACCCUCCACCUUUGUACGAAGAACGACUGAGAGCUUUUCCUCCUCCGUCCUACAGCACUGGUUCAAUUAAGGCAGAUGAACCACCUCCCCCGUACAAAGAACCAAACUACUGA